This is a messenger RNA of Daldinia vernicosa, 2003 nucleotides long. Its product is annotated as MFS general substrate transporter. Gene Ontology annotation, molecular function: transmembrane transporter activity. The transcript is spliced from 11 exons. Gene Ontology annotation, biological process: transmembrane transport. Bases 1 to 1467 code for a protein of 488 amino acids. The record is from RefSeq and is a predicted model, not a curated record. Gene Ontology annotation, cellular component: membrane. NCBI's taxonomy places the organism in Eukaryota, Fungi, Ascomycota, Sordariomycetes, Xylariales, Hypoxylaceae.
AUGUCGUCUUCAGACAAUGGCGAUCUGCCUAACAAGGCGACGGUGGAAGAGCUCGAGAAGGGGAGCUCGGUGCAUGUCAGUUCCACGGACAAGAAACUAACGCGCAAAAUCCUAUGGAAAUUAGACACAAGGAUCUUGCCCAUCCUUGCCGUCCUGUUCCUGUGCUCGUUCCUGGACAGAACCAAUGUGGGAAAUGCGAAGCUCUACAACCUUGAAAUAGACCUUGGUAUAACGGACCACCAGUACGACCAGGGUCUUGCCGUCUUCUAUGCGACCUAUAUUCUGAGCGAGAUUCCGAGUAAUCUAAUUCUCAAGAAGCUGACACCCCAAAUAUGGCUGCCAUGUCUGACCUUCUUUUGGGGCGUAUCCGCCAUGUGUCUUGGAUUUGUCCAGAAUUUCGCCGGCUUCGUGGGUGUUCGUGCACUGCUUGGAUUGACCGAAGGCGGUUUGCUGCCGGGAAUUGUCCUUUACUUGUCUACCGUCUAUACGCGAGGUGAACUUGCCCUGCGUAUUGGUAUCUUUUAUACGGCUGCAUCUUUAUCGGGUGCUUUCGGAGGACUGCUGGCCCGAGGAAUAGCUGAGAUAGGCACUCGAGGCGGUCUCAAUAAGUGGAGAUGGAUUUUCGUGCUUGAAGGUUUAUUCACUGCCUUGGUCGGAAUCGCCGCGUAUUUCAUCCUCCCUAACGGUGUUGGAUCGGCGAAAUUCCUCAGUCCAGAGGAGCGUCAAUUCGCCGUCGGCCGCCUCAAUGCUGCCAGCCAAGGCGGUGGCGGCAACCGCGAGAGGGAGGCUAAUGAGAAGUUUACCUGGUCCGAAGUAGGUCGCGGCGUCUUCAGCUUGCAGACCUGGUUCACAGCAGCUGCAUACUUCGGCAUCCUCAGUGGACUUUAUAGCUUUGGUCUCUUCCUUCCGACAAUCAUUACGGGCUUGGGAUAUACGGCGGACGAAGCUCAAUUGUGGUCCGUCAUUCCCUACGCGGUAGCCUCCGUGGUUACAGUGAUAACUGCGUUCCUUUCCGACCGCUUCCGCGUCAGAGGAUUGGUUAUGCUCUUUUCGUUGCCGCUGGCGAUUAUAGGGUAUGCCGUGAUUGCGAACGUCGACAAUGUUAAAGUCAAGUACGGCAUGACGUUUCUCAUGGCUACUGGUUUAUAUAGUAGUGUGCCGCCUGUCCUUGGUUGGCUCUCAAACAACUCGGCUGGCCAUUAUAAGCGAGCGACGACGAGCGCCCUGCAGCUUGCCAUCGCGAACUGUGGUGGAUUCGUCGCCGUGUUCAUAUAUCCGAAGACACAAGGGCCGGCAUACCAUGAAGGCCAUACCAUUAUUCUAGGAGUGUUGUGCGCCGGGUGGUUCUUGAUCCUUUGCAACGUGCUGUACUGCUGGAAGAUCAACCGGGAUAAGGCGAAUGGCAAAUACGAUAAAUUCCGCGGCUUCGGUGAUGACCGUGAUCCUACAUUCAAGCUUGUGCUAUAGGCAACUAACAACCUGAGUGAAGGUGAAGAACGGUGUUUGCGUAUAUGAUUUUUAUGAGAGGCGGGUAACAACCUCGUUACGGCAGGUAUCUACCUUAUAAAAGAAAACCGAGUCAACACUUAGUUCGAGUUGAGAGGUAUGAAGGAAACACGGUCCUUUUUGAGUCCUUCCCAUGGUAUUCGACUGGAUACCUCCAAGGCUCCCUGAAGUAUGGUAUACCCGACUUAUCGAUGGGAUUUACGUAUAGGCGGGUAAAUAGGCAUGGGCAUGGGUAUGGGCAUAGAAUUUGGACGGCGGGUUUCUCUGAGAAUUUUGAACAUACCAUUUCAAGUAGUGACUAUGAGAUAUGAAUCUAUAGUCGUGAAACUUCGAGUUGAGUGUCGAUAUGUUAUUCUGGUGAUGUCUCGUUGCUAAGACGGUGUUGAAUAAAUAUUUUAUAUAAUUCCUGUUGUGACUUUCGGUUGACUAUAAGCCGCUGAGUUCAUAUUUACACUUUUUUCAUAACUUACGAAACUUCUGUAAAAAUCGCACGAUGC